This is a messenger RNA of Trichoplusia ni (cabbage looper), 564 nucleotides long. RefSeq names its product E3 ubiquitin-protein ligase NRDP1-like. The coding region runs from base 1 to 354 and encodes 117 amino acids. Gene Ontology annotation, biological process: ubiquitin-dependent protein catabolic process; protein polyubiquitination. Gene Ontology annotation, molecular function: ubiquitin protein ligase activity; metal ion binding. The record is from RefSeq and is a predicted model, not a curated record. The transcript is spliced from 3 exons. Lineage: Eukaryota; Metazoa; Arthropoda; Insecta; Lepidoptera; Noctuidae.
AUGAAGAACUCAUUUGUCCUAUUUGUUCAGGGUUUUAGAGACCCUCUUCAGGCUCCUGCUUGCGAGCACGCGUUUUGUCGUGCUUGUAUCACGGAGUGGAUCAGUCGCCAGCCCACCUGCCCCGUGGACCGGCAAGCUGUCACCGCCAGCCAGCUCAGGCCUGUUCCCAGAAUACUACGCAACUUAUUAUCAAGACUGUGUACAAGUUGUGACAACGCACUGCAUGGCUGCAACACUGUCCUAAAACUGGACUCGCUGGCGUCACACUUAGUUGAAUGUAUGUUUAUGUUUUUAUACAAUAUACAGCUAAGCUUCAAACAUUUUUACAUCAAAAUCAAAUUAAUAAGAAAUUAAAUGACUUCAUAAUAACUAAAGAUCUAAUAUUGUUGUUCAGGAUAUUUCCUGUAAGAAAAUUAUGAGAAUUAGUUGGUUAAUUGUUCAAUAAUCCUUUUGUGAGAAAUACCUAAAACAGGUAUAUUAAAACUGGUAAAAUCUUGUAAUAAAAUAAAAUUAAAGGGCUAGAUCCAGAUUUCAUAUAGAAAAGAAUGAAUUGAUUUUUGUUUU